Molecule: messenger RNA, 1364 nt
Organism: Lolium perenne
Lineage: Eukaryota; Viridiplantae; Streptophyta; Magnoliopsida; Poales; Poaceae
Source: RefSeq, a predicted model, not a curated record
AUGCAGAUUCCUCAUUGGCGUCAAGCUAUGGACCUUGAGUAUCAUGCUCUUCUCAAAAAUAAAACAUGGUCCUUGGUUCCGCCACGGUCAGGUCUCAAUGUUAUUGACUGCAAAUGGGUGUUCAAGGUGAAGAAACAUGCAGACGGUACCAUUGAGCGCUAUAAGGCUCGCUUGGUGGCAAAGGGAUUCAAACAAUGGUAUGGUAUUGAUUAUGAGGAUACAUUCGAUCCUGUUGUCAAACCAACCACCAUUCGUGAUUCGCUCUACGUGGUCGUUACUCGUGGGUGGUCUCUUCGCCAGCUGGACGUUCAGAAUGCAUUCCUUCAUGGAGUUCUUGAUGAGGAGGUUUACAUGCGUCAGCCACCUGGGUUUGCUGAUCCUUCUCGUCCUGACCAUCAACCCUAUUGGGUGUCGAGCGUUCCCAAACCCUGUUUUACACACCUCGAGCCAUCCACGCCACCCUUUGCUGCCGCCACCGCUCCCCCUUGCGCCAGGUGCGGCGCGAACGGGUGCGUGGGCUGCGAGUCCGCUGUCGCUGCGUCCGUGGCGAUCACCGGCUCAAGCAGCGAGGGCGAAGAGUGCUCCGCCGCGAGCUUCGUGAAGGAUGGCGGCGUGCGGAAGCGGCGCGCAAGGAAGGGAGGCAAGUUCAGGGGCGUGCGGCAGCGGCCGUGGGGCAAGUGGGCGGCGGACAUCCGCGACCCGCACCGCGCCGUCCGCAAGUGGCUCGGCACCUUCGACACCGCCGCCGACGCCGCGCGCGCCUACGACGUCGCGGCGCUCGAGUUCCGCGGCCACCGCGCCAAGCUCAACUUCCCAGUCGCCGCCGCGUCUUCAACUGCGUCGGCCUCUUCUUGGACGGCUGCGCAGCCGCAGCACUUGUGGGAUAGCCAUCGCGAGAACUCCGGCUCAAAUGCCUCGUCGCCUGCGCACGUGCCGCGGCUGCCGGAGCAAGGAAGGCCGGCGGCGAGGGAGCAGGAUAUCUGGGAUGGGCUACACGAGAUCAUGAUGGACGGUUACACAUUCUGAGUUAUCAAACCUCCAUUAAUCAACACACAGCUUUAGCAAAACAGCUUGGUUUCACGGAUCCAAGAACUUUCUCAACGGAUCAGAUCAGUGUGACUGAAGGUGCUACUAGCACGGAGCCAAGGACAAUGGCAUCAAUGUGACUGGCAGUACCGUAGAAUUCGGGGUCGAACAACAAAAACCAUGGAAGGUUUAUUCGUUGCUUGGCAAGAACAAGAAGGAAGAUCAGCCGCCGUUCCAUUUAAAAUCAGUCCAGAUGGUCAAUUAGUUGCUUUCUUUCGCUUUUGACUCUGAUUGAAGUGACUGAGACAUAUACGAAUACAACUGGAGUUUACAUUCAA